AUGUCCGAUCUGGGGUUGUCGAAUGUCGCCCAGGAUGCAUCCAAACCACGCACCCCGGAGCGGGCGCAUCUAGGCUUGGAGUUCAUGCCCGACGGCCCAGGACCGCACCCGGACGAUCGGCCCCGUCAUGUCCGGUCGCAAGUUUCACUGCGAUCGCAAUCUCAUAUCGCCUCCGUGCCCUCAAAUACGGGGUUGCCCGCCGGUGGAGAGCCUGAGAUGGCCGAAGAACUGGCUUGGGGCCCUGCUCACCCGUGUUUUCCUCACUUCAACCCGCACGUUUCGAUCAACUCCGAAGAAUUCCUCACAACGCGUAUCAUCCGGAUUCGACGGGAUUGGAUGGUUAAGGGGGAUCUCGCUCCGACUUUCUCGAAUCUAUAUCCCGAGAUUCUCGAUCCGCUGCUUCCGGAGCAAGAAUUCCGCAGAGUCAUCGCUACGGUGAAUGACGAGCUCAUCAAAGCCUUCGAUCCCUUCAGCUUCCGCAAUAUCAUCGACAGCGUCUUAGGCUUGCUUACUGGCUGGUUAUGGGAGGACGUGGGUGCUCCCGCGAUCAAGAGUCACUUGAACAGCGUGGAAUCGUGGCUAGAGAACUGGAAUAGGGAGGUUGGGGCGAAGGAUGGAGUGCACAUCUGGAGUCUACGACGGACGGCCUAUCUUUCGUUAGAUAUCCAAAUCCCGGAUCCAAAGGUUGGUAUCAUUCCUAGUGAGAGUGGCUUCUCCUUGCCUGGAACUCGCCCGAGCAGUGGUGCGGUGUGA
Aspergillus aculeatinus CBS 121060 is the source of this 753-nucleotide messenger RNA. RefSeq names its product ERF4 family protein. Gene Ontology annotation, cellular component: endoplasmic reticulum palmitoyltransferase complex; extrinsic component of endoplasmic reticulum membrane. NCBI's taxonomy places the organism in Eukaryota, Fungi, Ascomycota, Eurotiomycetes, Eurotiales, Aspergillaceae. Bases 1 to 753 code for a protein of 250 amino acids. Gene Ontology annotation, biological process: peptidyl-L-cysteine S-palmitoylation; protein targeting to membrane. The record is from RefSeq and is a predicted model, not a curated record. The transcript has a single exon.